Messenger RNA from Acanthocheilonema viteae, 339 nucleotides. The record is from the annotation of a GenBank genome assembly. NCBI's taxonomy places the organism in Eukaryota, Metazoa, Nematoda, Chromadorea, Rhabditida, Onchocercidae.
AUGAUGGUAUUGACUGAUUUUGAUGAAGAAAACGAUGAUAAUGAUUCUUUCAUGUUCCGAAAUACAUGCAUGUGCGGAAGUGGCAAAGGCGGUGAAUCAAAAAGGACGCGACAAACAUAUAGUAGAAAUCAAACGUUAGAACUUGAAAAGGAAUUUCAUUAUAAUAAAUAUUUAACGCGAAAAAGGCGACAGGAAAUUUCGGAAAGUUUGCAAUUAUCCGAACGACAGGUAAAAAUAUGGUUCCAGAAUAGGCGAAUGAAGCACAAAAAGGAAUGUAAAGGUGAAGUAACAACAGUAAAUGAAAGCGAUGAAAGUGCCGAUGAACAGAUACCAACGUGA